AUUUCCAGGCAACUUCUUGUGGUCAUGAUUCUUUAUUAGAUUAAAGGCCAACACCCUUUGUUUUCUUAUAUAUAUAGUCCUGUCAGCAAGGCUCAAAUUCAUACCGACCAUUUCUAGAUCGACAAUUGUAAUCAACAAGUGCAAAUGGAAGGAAGUUCUUGCAAAUCAGCAGACGGAAAAGAAUUAGGUGGCAAUGGAUUCACUGAGAUCACUCUUCGGCCGCUGGAUCUUUCUGACAUUGACCAUUUCAUGGUGUGGGCUUCAGAUGAUAAAGUGACUCGUUUUUGCUCAUGGGAUUCCUACACUAGGAAAGAAGAAGGCAUAGACUUUAUCAAGAGCAAGGUUAUUCCCCACCCAUGGUUCAGGGCAAUUUGCCUUGACAACCGGCCAAUUGGUGCCAUUUCAGUGGCCGAAAAUUCGGGCAUUAAUGAUAAGUGCAGAGGUGAGCUUGGCUAUGUCUUGGGCGCCAAGUAUUGGGGCAAAGGGAUUGCAACUAGGGCAGUGAAACUGGUGGCUAAUACUAUAUUUAGUGAGUGGCCACACUUGGAGAGACUUGAAGCUCUGGUUGAUGUCGAAAACGUGGGCUCCCAAAGGGUGCUGGAGAAGGCUGGGUUCCAGAGAGAAGGUGUUCUGAGAAAGUAUAUUACUCUGAAGGGGAAAACUAGAGACAUGGUGAUGUUUAGUCUUCUUUCUACUGAUCCCCAAACCUGAAUAUUUGUGCAAAAUUAAAUUAUUGUUAUCACUUAUGUUUAUGUCUGUGAUUUGUAAAUCUCAAGGCACCCUCUAGCAAUUCAAGUUGCUCGUUUGCUCAA
Messenger RNA from Alnus glutinosa, 812 nucleotides. RefSeq lists its product as uncharacterized. Bases 145 to 711 code for a protein of 188 amino acids. The record is from RefSeq and is a predicted model, not a curated record. Lineage: Eukaryota; Viridiplantae; Streptophyta; Magnoliopsida; Fagales; Betulaceae. The transcript has a single exon. Gene Ontology annotation, molecular function: acyltransferase activity, transferring groups other than amino-acyl groups.